This is a messenger RNA of Rotaria sp. Silwood2, 3759 nucleotides long. The record is from the annotation of a GenBank genome assembly. NCBI's taxonomy places the organism in Eukaryota, Metazoa, Rotifera, Eurotatoria, Philodinida, Philodinidae.
AUGAGUACUUCAAAUCAAAAACAAUGUUUAAAUCGAGAAUAUUAUUUAUGUAUGGAAAAAUAUUUUCAACGUCCAACGAAUCUUCUUCAACGAGUUUAUGAAAAACAGGUUGUACUUGAAAAUAUUUUUACUCGAGGUAUUACAGCAUAUGGAACUGUGCGUGUUAACAAUCAUGGUAAUACUGACUCAUUUCAAUUUAAAUUAACUGUACCAAAAGAUAAAUUAUCCAUAUUAUCUUCACAAAAUUCUACAUCACCAAUGUAUGUUUUAUUUGCUAUUUGUUAUGCUGUUGAAGGAGAAGAAUUUUGGGAUAAUAAUUAUUCUUGGAAUUACAGACUUGAAAUAGUAGAAAAACAAAUUGCACAAGAUUAUCAAGCAAUUUCUAAUGAAUUUCGACAAGUAGGAAAUAUAUGUGGAUUGAAAAAUCUUGGCGGAACAUGUUAUAUGAAUUCUGUUUUGCAAUCAUUAUUAUUUACUUCAUCAUUAACAAAUUACUUUUUGUUGUAUGAAAAUACUCAAGAUAGUAUUAUGAACAAUUUAUCAGUUUCAACAGAAAUACUAGCUAGUGAAUAUUUGAAUUUAUUAUAUUUAUUAUAUUGCGGUGAAUAUACUGUUGUAACACCAGCACCAUUUAAACAAAUUAUUGGUCAUAUGCAUCAUACUUAUAUGGAAAAUCAACAACAGGAUGCACAUGAAUUUCUUAUAUUUUUACUUGAUUAUUUACAUAAAGAUUUGAAUAGAAUAAAAUAUACUGGAAUAUUAAAUAAAACUCCGGAAACCGAACAGAAUUCAAUUAAUCCAAUAAAUAAUCAUUCCAUUAUUGUUGACUUGUUCUAUGGUACCUAUCUAUCAACAACAACAUGUUUAGAUUGUAUGUAUACUUCACGUAAUUAUGAACCAUUUAUUUGUCUUACUCUUUCAAUUCCAUCAACAAAUCAAUGUACAUUAGAAGAUUGUCUUAAACAUCUCAAUGAAGAUGAAUAUUUAAGUGAUGAUUCAAGAUGGUUUUGCCCUGAAUGUCAAUGUUUUUGUAAUGGAAAAAAACGUUUAGAAAUUUAUAAAUUACCAAAAAUAUUAAUUAUUCAACUUAAACGAUUUCAAAUAAAUUAUGAAAUGGAUUGGAUUAAAAAUAAUACUCUUGUAAUUUAUCCUGAGGAUAAUCUUGAUUUACAUACAUGUUGUUCUUCAUCAUCUUCACAACAAUUAUCUUAUACACUUUAUUCAGUUAUUAAUCAUGAUGGUUCAUUAAAUGAUGGACAUUAUACAACAUUUUGUCGUGAUACUUUGCGUGAUCAACAACAAUGGUUUGAAUGUGAUGAUGAAAUAAUAAAAUAUUUACAUCCAGAUAAAUUAUAUUUAAAUUCAAAAGCUUAUCUCUUAUUCUAUAUGAUGAAACAAUGGAAAUUGAUUGUCCGACGUAUUUUCGAUUAUGUUCAACUCGAUGAUAUUGGUCGACCGUUUCUUUACGUCGAUGAUCAAAUUGAUUUACAUGCUCUAUAUCAUUUCAUGAUCAAUGAGUGGAAGUUAGAAACACCUAAUAUAGUUGUGCCUAUUUAUAGUUCUACCGCAAGUCACAAAUCAUUCAAAAAUGGUAAAAUGGUUGAAGCAUUAAAAAAAGGCAUUAGAAAUGUCGUAAAUGCAUCGAAAAUAUGGUUUAUAACAAAUGGCUUUGAUGUCGGUAUGCCCCAAUUAAUAGGGUCAGCUUUUCGUGAUGAAAUUUCAUUACGACGAGCUAAUGAGGCGUUAAAGAAAAAGUUGGAUCGAGAACAAAAAACAUCAACUUUAAUUGGAAUUGUUUGUGAAGAUGAAAUUAAAAACUUUGUUGAUCUGCGAUCAUCAAAAGGCAACUUAAAAAAAGAAUUAAAAAUACCACGAAGCAAAUAUGGACAAUUAUCAUUAAAUAGUGAUCAUACACAUUUUAUUAUUCUUCGUAAAUCACAGAUUGAUUUCAGUUCGGCAAAUAUUUCAGAAACAAAACUCACAACGACCGAUACUAAUGAUAAAUCGUUAGAAAAAAUAACUGCUGCUGCUCAAAGAGUUACAAAUAAAUUUCGUAAUCGCUUUGAAGCUUUUUUACAUCAAGAAGCACCACAAAAGCAAGCCACAACUCUUACUGAAUUACAACUAACAACAACAGAUACUCUACCAGCAGCAUCAAAUAAAGCUGACUCAUCAAAUGAAUAUGGUUUUCCAAUGAUAUGUAUUUUACUUCAAGGUACAACAGAAACAAUCGAACUUGUCUAUCGAAAAAUUCAACGAGAAGUUCCUAUUGUUGUUCUUAAAGGAACUGGAUCAGCUGCUGAUCUUAUUGCAUUUGCUUAUGAGGAAUUUAUUGCUAAAAAUAAAAAAAUAUCGGAAAAUGAUUUUUUUAAAGUAGAAUUAACUCAAUAUUUACUUGAUGAAUAUUCUGAAUUAAAAGAUAAUAAUUUUAAACGAAAUGAAAUUCGUAAUUAUGUUAUGUCGAUUGUCAAAGAAGUCGAUAAGGAGGGAAGAAAAUUUUUAUCAUUCGUUGAUAUCAAUAGUACAACAUCAUCAUUAAAUAAUUUUCAUAAGUUGAUUCUUUCAGCUCUGUUACAAGGCACGAAUACGUAUUUUUAUUCUCUUUGUUUAUUAUUAUUAUUUUUUUUUAAUUUAGGACAGAAACUUGUUAGUGUCAAGAAAACUGAUGUUACAUUAAAAUCAGAUCGUUUAUUAAAAAAGCGUACUGAUCAAUUAGGAGCUAAUCUUCGCUUAACACUUGAUUGGAACUUACCAGAUUUAGCAUUAUCAGAUAUUUUCCAACUAGAUGAUGGCAUGACAUUUUCUGUAACAGCAGAAUUAUUUGAUAUGGCCAUACUUGAAGAAAAUCUUGAAGCCUUCGUUGAUUUAUUUCUUGAUCGACAAUUUGUUCUACAUCGAUACUUAAAUUCAAAGAAAUUCAUUUAUUUGUUUAAGAAAGCAAAAGAUAAAGAUUUUUUCACAAUAACAUCACUUGAAGGACUUCUUGGUUUAUCAGGAGAUGAUGAAGAACUACCAGAAGAGUUUGUUGAAUCGCAUCUUAAUGAAAUUGUUAAACGUUUGACGGGUAUAAAGGAUAUUUUUAGUAAAGUUGAAAUGAAUUGUAAUGCUAUGGGAAUUUAUUAUGGUGAUAAAUCAGACAAUGGUGUUCAAAAGCGAAAGGCAAUAGCAGAAGAAAGAGCUCUUCAACAUUUAGUUAUUUAUGCUGUAUUAAUGAAUCGACAUCAAUUAGCAAAAAUUCUUUGGAAACAUUCGUCAGAACCUAUUCCUUUAGCAUUAAUUUGUUAUAUGAUGUUUAAAAACUUAGGACCAUAUUGUCACGAAACUUAUCAAAAAUCAUUAAUAAAAAAACGUGCCCAGGAAUUUUCGGAUUGGGCUGUAGGCAUUCUUGAUCAAUUAUUCCAUGAAGAUAAUGUGAGAAUAUUUGUAAUGCUUAGUGAAAAGAAUCGGAAUUGGAAUAAUAUGACAACUAUUCAAUUGGCUUAUCACGCUGGCAAUAAGGAAUUUGUGGCACAUGCUGUCUGUCAAAAAUGGGUUACAAGAAAGUUUUAUGGAAACAUAACACCACAGGAAGUUUCAUGGGGAUUAUUUAGUUUUCCAAAAUAUCUAAAAAUCAUAUUGAGUGCUAUUCUUAUAUUUCCAAUGUACUUUUGGAUAAGUUUUUCACCAAUCGGUAAAGCAUCUCCUGUAUCAGAAAAAGCAAGUGAUGUUUCAGAUGAUGUCAAACAAGAUGCAGAAAAAGAAUCAAAACUUAGUGGUUAG